AUGCCGACCGACGCCAGAGAUCCCGAGUUCCUGGACAAAGUUUCCAACCUCGUCCUCAACAACGAUCCCAGGGUCAGAGAGCUCAACCUGUCCAGUGCCGGGCUUCAAGACUCCCACAUCCCCCACAUCGCCGACGCCCUUGCCCUCAACACUACGCUGCGCACUGUGAACCUCUCAACCAACCUGCUGUCGGACCUGUCGGUCAAGGAGCUGGCUGCGGGGAUCAAGGGCUGCCCCUCCAUCCGCAAGUUGGACCUGGCUGAAAACUCGCUGGGAUCUCGGGGGGCGGGUUACCUUUCAACCGUCUUGGACAGCAAGACCAGCCUUGUGGGGCUGGAUAUCUCGGUUAACCUCAUUCGCGAUGAGGGUGCGAAUGCCAUCAUCGAGAGUUUGGUGCACACGCCCCAUCAGCCCAUCUCCUGGCUGAACUUGAGCGAGAACUCGCUGUCUGACUUCUCAGCCCCCAGCAUCGCGAAUCUGAUCCGCAUGUCAGCCAACCUGACGCACCUCGACAUCUCAAGGAACGACUUUCAGAACGACGGGAUCCGCGUCCUUGCCGACGAGCUGGCGCUGUGCUCCAACCUGAGGCACCUCAACAUCAGCAACAUCCAGCUGGUGAGAGAUGAGACAAGUGGAUGCCUGGGACAGAACUCCUCGCUGCAGACGUUGGAUAUGUACGGGUGCAUGAUAGGGGAUGUAGGGGGCACGAGCAUGUGCAGAGCGCUGGCUACCAACACCACGUUGCUCAAGCUGGACCUUGGAGCCAACAGGAUCUGUGCUCGAGGGUUUGAAUUCAUUGCUGAUGGCAUUCGGGUAAGAUGCGAUGUCGAAGAUGAUUGA
Molecule: messenger RNA, 840 nt
Organism: Guillardia theta CCMP2712
Lineage: Eukaryota; Cryptophyceae; Pyrenomonadales; Geminigeraceae
Exons: 3
Coding region: 1-840 (279 amino acids)
Cellular component (GO): cytoplasm
Molecular function (GO): protein binding
Source: RefSeq, a predicted model, not a curated record